Molecule: messenger RNA, 720 nt
Organism: Phragmites australis (common reed)
Lineage: Eukaryota; Viridiplantae; Streptophyta; Magnoliopsida; Poales; Poaceae
Exons: 1
Coding region: 1-720 (239 amino acids)
Molecular function (GO): protein binding
Source: RefSeq, a predicted model, not a curated record
AUGCAGGACCAGCCACGGCUUCUACCAGACGACGUGCUCGCGGACGUCCUCCGUCGCCUUGCCCCGUGCAGCCUCGCCGUGUCCCGCUGCGUCUGCAAGGCAUGGCGUGCCGUCGUCGACGGCCACCGUCUGCUGCGAGCAGACCUCCUCCCACUCUCGUUGGGUGGCAUCUUCAUCAGCCUGACGCGUGAGCCAGCACCGCCAGAAUUCUUCGCCCGGCCCUCGAAGGGGCCCAAGAUCGCUUGCAAGCUCGAAAACUACGUGAAGAUGGACGACUGCUGGAGCAUUCCGAUCAUCAUCGACUGCUGCAAUGGCCUCCUCCUGCUCGACGGGCGCGUGGUCAACCCGGCAACACAACGAUGGGCACGCUUGCCGCCUUGCCCGGCCUUGCUCGACGGGAUGACGGGCUUCGGUUGGGACGAUGCCUACCUUGCGUUCGACCCCAUCUUAUCGCCACACUACGAGGUGCUCUUAAUCCAAGACCCCCUUGAUUACAGCAAAACACUAUUAGAGGGAUCAGAAUGGCCGCCGUCACCAUGCACGAUGUGUGUCUACUCAUCACGAACAGGGACAUGGGAGGAGAAGCCCUUUGUCCGGGAAGGGGGAUCUGCAGGUACCAUUGAAGACGUUCAGUCAGCUUCGGAGCCUGAAUACCGUCACGCCGUCUACUGGCAUGGAGCACUUUACGUGCAUUGCAAAAGUGAUUUUAUUAUGCGGUAG